AUGGCACAGCAGUACACAACUUGGCAUACGGCUGUAAUCCAGGGUUUUCGAACCAAGUUGAAGGAGUGCACAGUGCGAGCUGCCUGCGGCCGAAGCUAUGUCCGAACGGCCAAGCUCACAGAAUGGUUGAAAGAGAAAGUUGAGCCAGAUUCAGAUAACACCCAUGCAAGCCGACUUCUUGUGGCUACAUAUCACAAUCGAAUAAAGGACUUCCUACCCAUUUCGUCAGAAGAGCUUUGUGCAGGUGAACACUGUUGCCUUCUCGUCUUCAGCAUACUUCUCGACCUCGGACUAGGCUGCCUAGUCGACCGGUUCCAGCGACAAGCCAUAGAGGACAGACAUCUUCCCAUUGACUUGUUAUCGCUGCAGUCCAAGUUAGCGGCCAUGGACUUAGCGAGUCUCAAUUUACCUAUUCCGGAAAAUCUAGCAGAAAGAUUUGAUGAAAUGCAAUGGCGCUUUUGUGCGGCCAGGCUUGAUUUCCGUGUGGGCCGUGAUCAUCCUAAGAACACGAUAAUACCGAUUUUCAAGAAGGAGAAGAUCAAUGACAAAGGUGGCACUGCACGGUUAUGGCAGAUUGCUGUUCAAGAGGAGUUUGUGGGCCAUCAGAUGAGAAAGGCUGUAUCGAGCUCAAGGUUCUAUGAUGCAAAAGAUGACUUUGGUUGGGGUUACUCCUUCGCUCUGAAAACAUUCAAGGAGGGCAAUCGAGACCUGUACUUGAACGAGAGAGCUGCGUUCAUCGGUCUCAAGAACCAUGACGGCAUGAUUCGGUUCCUCACCGAGUACGGACACAAAGAAAUCCUGCGAGCUCCGGGUGGGUCCGGAACUGUCGCGCCAGGAUCGGUGCAGAAUGUGACGAAAACCACUUACAAUAUCCUCCUCGAGUAUGGAGAUUGCGAUCUCGAUGAGUUUUUCGCGGAACGCCUGCCACCGGUCUUUGACACUGAAGUGGAAGCAUUCUGGCAGGACCUGUUCGAGAUCGCAGAUGCUGUCGAAGGUAUACAUAACCUGGAGGUUUCCACCGAUGGAAUGAGACAAAAUUUCUACGGGUGGCAUGCCGACAUCAAACCGGACAACAUCUUAAGCGUACAGGGAAAGUUCAAGUUAGCUGAUCCCGGGUUUGUCAAAUUUGUAAAAAAAACCGAUAAAUUGCCUCCCAUGGAAAAAAUCAUGGGGGGCACCGAGACGUACGGUGCUCCCGAAUGCUACCCAGGGAAGAAUGGCACUUCGAUUGCGGUGCCCCAAACAAUUGACAUUUGGUCCUUAGGGUGUGUCUUUUCGAUUGCUGCCACGUGGGUAGUCCUCGGCUACCCUGGGAUCCGGCAAUUUGUGAAGGUACGACAGAGAGCGAUCAACAGACUCAGCAGCAAACAGCCUUCACGGCUUGGAGACACAUUUCACGAUUCAAGAAAGGUUCUACCCGACGUAACAAGCUGGCACAGCUUGCUACGUAGCGCGUUGCGUAAGACAGACACUAUAACGAGUCGAGUACUUGACCUGGUAGAUGGGAAGAUGCUGUUGGGAGACUCUCAUCAGCGAUCAAAAGCAAAAGACAUCUGCAAGGACUUACAGCAAAUCCUGAGUGAGAAUCGUGCCAAGCCCAAGCGACCAAUGCCUGAAAACAUCAUGAAAGCGUUGCUUGAGGUGGACGAAGAGGCGCCUUCCAAAAGCGCCGGAAUGAUGUCCUCCCAAGUUUCGACAAGCAGGCGCGAGUCCUUGAAUAUUCCUCAAGACCGCAAGGCUCGCAAGUCGAAGCUUCUUGAUCAGCCAUUGAGGAAGACAGCUCAUCGCUCCGAGCGCCUCAAGUCUGCACUGUCUGCUCGAGCUGCUGAGCCAGAAAUCAAGCCAUCGCUCUACGCAACUCCUACCAAGAAGACUGUUUCGGUGCAGCGAGAAGCAUCUGGCGUUCCUGAUCCUCCUUUUUCAGAGGAGAAAAUAGUCGUUCGCCAAGAUUCGGAGGAUGCACACUUUGUGCAAUACAGGAAAAGUGGUCAUGUUCACCCUUUCACGCCGAUUUCUCCGACUUCAACUCGCCCAAAACUUACAGGAAUGUCCCGCAGAAGUACCUUUCAGAACGUUUUCCAAGCACGUCAAGAAGUAGAAAGACGUGAAAAGCACAAUUACCUCCGGAAAACACGAAAAGAUCAGCUGCUUAGCAAACACUUCGGAAAUCGAGAUAUUAAAUUUCUUGUGGAUAAUGGCGAGACAAUGAAGGAUUUCUGGUAUGAAGCCACGUAUCUGCUCGAAACAUUAGUUUGGAAAGCCGCCGGUCAAGACGAGAAUGGGAUAGACCUCUUCUUCACAGCUGGGCCUGUGAAAGUCGAGAACAAGAAAGACAAAUCUGAGUUCCUGAAGGCAAUGAAAGACCCAAGGGCCCACCCAACGGAGAAUAUGCACACCGACAUUCGAGUAUCAUUGGGUAAUAUCUUUGCCAAGUAUCUUGAGGAAUUGGAGAACAGAAACAAAUACCCCUACCAAAAGGAGGUCAAGGAUCUCGCCUUGAUUAUCUUUACAGACGGUGUGUGGGCAGGUGUGCAACAUAAGGACGACGUGAAUCAGCAGAUUGUUUCCUUUGUGAAGAAACUGGGAAGCACCGUCAGUAAUCUCAAGAUUCGGCCAGUGGGUAUUGAGUUUAUCCAAUUCGGAAACGAUCCGGAUGCAGCGUACAUGUUGCGUCAUUUAGAUAAGGACUUGAAAUGGGCAGGUAUCCCUGAUAUAAUCGACACCGAGCCCUCGUCUGGUGAUGUCAAUAAGAUGCUACUUGGAAGCUUCGUCGAAGAGUACGAUGAGGACAACGACGACGACUAUGGAGGUCUCAUGACUGAAUCAACGGAUGUAUGGUCUGAAUGGCUUCGACCACAAGGCAGUCCUGCUAGAAGUUCCUCAUCUCAGACUAUCCCUCUCUCAGAACAGGCUCCGGACACCAGAAUACCAACUAUAAAGCAACCUAUACCUCCCAGCAGGCAGACAACCCUGAACUGGCGUCAUCCUAGUCCAUGA
Messenger RNA from Endocarpon pusillum Z07020, 2997 nucleotides. RefSeq lists its product as uncharacterized. Gene Ontology annotation, biological process: peptidyl-threonine phosphorylation; peptidyl-serine phosphorylation. Gene Ontology annotation, molecular function: protein serine/threonine kinase activity; ATP binding. The coding region runs from base 1 to 2997 and encodes 998 amino acids. The record is from RefSeq and is a predicted model, not a curated record. The transcript has 6 exons. Lineage: Eukaryota; Fungi; Ascomycota; Eurotiomycetes; Verrucariales; Verrucariaceae.